This is a messenger RNA of Cottoperca gobio, 2678 nucleotides long. RefSeq names its product RAB38b, member of RAS oncogene family (gene rab38b). The record is from RefSeq and is a predicted model, not a curated record. Gene Ontology annotation, biological process: endosome to lysosome transport; phagosome-lysosome fusion. Gene Ontology annotation, cellular component: trans-Golgi network; lysosome; Golgi apparatus. Gene Ontology annotation, molecular function: GTPase activity; GTP binding. Lineage: Eukaryota; Metazoa; Chordata; Actinopteri; Perciformes; Bovichtidae. The transcript is spliced from 3 exons. Bases 171 to 797 code for a protein of 208 amino acids.
GAGGGCGGUUCCUACACCUAUUGCGAUCAGGGAGACACACGGGACAUCAUUGGGGACGAAGCCUCAAACUCCUCUCAUUCCCCUCAUACAACUUUUCGUUCAGAGUUGCUGAAAGUUGCAGGCGCCAGAGAUCAAGUGGAAUUAACAAUCACUCAUCGCACUCCAACAGCAUGCAGAGCCUCCGCAAAGAGCACCUGUACAAGGUGCUGGUCAUCGGAGACUUGGGGGUUGGGAAGACGUCCAUCAUCAGGCGCUACGUUCACCAGAACUACUCCACCAACUACCGGGCCACCAUCGGUGUGGAUUUCGCUCUGAAGGUGUUAAACUGGGACUCAGAGACUGUCCGGCUCCAGCUGUGGGACAUUGCAGGUCAGGAACGUUUUGGAAACAUGACACGAGUGUACUAUCGUGAAGCCAUGGGAGCCUUCAUAGUGUGCGAUGUGACGCGGCCCACGACCUUUGAGGCCGUCAUCAAGUGGAAAGAGGACCUGGACUCCAAACUAAUGAUGAAUAAUGGACAGAGCAUUGCCACUGUGCUACUGGCUAACAAGUCCGACCAGGGUAGGGAGCUGACCCAUAACGGCAUCAAAAUGGACCAGUUCUGCAAGGAUCAUGGAUUUGUUGGGUGGUUUGAGACCUCGGCUAAGGACAAUCUCAACAUCGGUGAAGCUGCAAACUUCCUGGUCAAGCACAUCAUGGCCACAGAGAAUGACAUCCUGAAAAGCGUGGUACCAGACACCAUCUCGCCUCAGCUCCACUCCGACAGGCAGACAAGCUGCUCUGGCUGCUUCAAAUAAUGAAAGGCGGCACAACAGAAUGGAAACACAGUAGGACAAAGAGGGACAGGCACACCACACAUUCUUCCAAGGAAAUCUAAGUACCAACGGUGCAGUUUGGUUUCUUUGGUCCAAACCAGAGUUGUAGAUGUUACUUUGGUACAUGUGUGUGGUUUGUUUGUGUUCUCAGUGCCCAAUUACAAGAGAACCAGAGCUUGCAAACGAAAUCACUUGGACUCUUGAAGUUCUUGGCAGACAAACAAGUAUAACUUCAGCCCUUGUCUAUGCUAUUUGGAAUGAUGCUUCAAACAGUCACGAUUACACCCUCUAACAACAGUUCACUUGGAAAAGAACUGGCAACCGGCACUCAACCUGCACCAAACUGAACCAACGGACAUGCUUCCUGCAACACACCCAAAGAUGUGCAGUGAUUACAGAAUGAAAACAGGAGUCUGGCUAUCGGUUCUUCUCCAUUUCCAGCCAGUUUGAUUGUGCUGCUGUUCUCCCUCUAUUAACCUUCACCUCUACCUACACAUGGUGAAAAAAACUAUGUGGGUGGCAUUCAGGCUUCCUUUAUUCUGCAAGAGCCAAAGAAAGCAGUAUUGACUGUGUACUUCUGUGAAUGUUGCACAUACAUUUUUUAAAUUAUGAUUUUAAGUUAUUUACAGUAUGCUUUUGUGAGUGUAAUGCUGGUUAAUGUAUUAUGUUAUUCUGCUUAAAAUCUUUCCUACAACUGACUAUUGUGUGUGAGUGUGUGCAAAGAAAGGCAGAGUUAAACACGCACACAAACAUCCUGCAGCCUGCCUGGUAUAACUUGUCUUUUAUGGCCAGUGGGCGAUUCCACUGGAGCGAUCAAAGGUUUUUUCAGGUUUUUGUUUGUUAAUGGAAGAGAGUUGUUAUCCUUCUGUCUAAAUGUCGCCGCCAUAACUAAUAAGUCUGGCUGCAAAUAGACUUUUGCUUCUUCUUUCUUUUCAACAUUGUUUUAUUUGCGCAUGUGUGUUAUUUUUCAUCAGAAAGAGAUGUGUUGAUUGUCUGGAUAUAUUUAAUGGACAUUCUCAUGAGUUUACUUGCCAAAGCCUAGCCCUCUGUAUCCAUGGUAACUAGAUCUUUUUUUUUUAUGGGUAUCCUCUAAUAUCCAUGUGAAUCUAUUUCUCGCUGUACUCGCAACCUUACAGGCACAGAUGUACGCACACACACCUCCAUAAAUACACACAUAUGCACAGAGAUGUUUCCUCUGUCCAUGUCCUUUUUUAUCUUAUCUGUUCUCCUCUCCCUAUCUACCCUCUACUCUGUUGUUGUUUCUUAUCCUGACAAAAUGUCUAAAUCUCAAAUGUCUUUUAUAUUUUCCUUGCCCCUUUUCCCAACUUUCUCUCAUUCUCUUAUUCAAAUACAGUAUGUACAGCACGUUAUAUAAACCCGCGCAGGCUCGACUGCACACCCAGAACUGCAGUACUUUUAUAGACCCUCCAACAAGUUGACUCUAUGAAGCUGUUUUCCUUUUUUUGUGACCUUGCACCUCUGUAUUACCUCUGUAAAAGGCAAGGUAGUUGAACCUACCGUCGUCAGUGUUUCUUUCUUUCUUUUUUACUGUAACUUAAGACAGAGAAGAUUUGUGAACUUAUAUGACAUGUUACAUUGUUUCCUACAGCUUCUGUUGGUCAGCAGUCUGAGCACAGUAUUUAAAAGCUUGAUCACAACAGUGUUAUUGUGUGAGUUCUUGGAAGAAAUGUACAGCGUGCAUAUUGAGGGCUCAUAGACUUAAACAUGACCUCUUCACAUGAUUACAAUUUCACAGUGUUAGCUUGGCUCAUCAUGCAGGUAUGUGACAUCAGCAGGGUGUUACAGUACACUACAAAGAACUGCACGCGCACACACACACACACACACACACAUACAGACCCA